Ascoidea rubescens DSM 1968 is the source of this 1420-nucleotide messenger RNA. RefSeq lists its product as uncharacterized. The record is from RefSeq and is a predicted model, not a curated record. Lineage: Eukaryota; Fungi; Ascomycota; Saccharomycetes; Ascoideales; Ascoideaceae. The transcript has a single exon. Bases 348 to 1316 code for a protein of 322 amino acids.
UCGAAUCGUUGGGCUAUUUGAAAGGAAUUCAAAUGUGUAACAGCAAAAUGCUGCAAAGUAUAUUAAUAAAAAUAUUAGAUAGCAUUUCUUUUAAAUAUCCUAUUAAACAUGCCAUGAAGAAAGCUUGAGAUAGCUGUGUUUAGAAAUACUAAAUCUUCACAAUAGUUGGACUAUCAAACUCAAACUCGCUGUUAAUAAACAAUUAGAUUCUUAAUGUGAAGUACUACUAAAUUCUCAAGAUUGAUAACAAACAGUUGUAUUUAUAACACGUCUAAUAGCUUUUCAUUUUUUUUUUCAUUUUCAUUUUCUUUUUCUUGUUUUUACUUUAUUGAAAUCUGAUUUCUGUUAUGAUUUUAAAAUUUAAAUCAAAAGUUUUCAAUUCACUGUCAUUGAGCGAAGUGGAGAAUAUCUUUUUUCAAGCUUGCGACGAAGCCAUUUUAACAUUAGCACCAAUAGAAAAGGAUCAAUUGAGAGAAAUGUAUCAAGUAAAUCAAAACAGUUUCAACAAACAUAAGACCAAUAACCCUAACCAAGAACGAAUUAAAAACCCAUUAAUUAAUGGGAACAUUACAAUUAACAAUCUUGAUAUCUACCGACCCUUACAACAUGAAGAAGAACAAAAUGCAAUGAAAUUAGCUAGAAAAGCAGGUAACAUUGGAAUGAUUAAUGGUAGGGAUUCUACAAAGGAUAUUCUUUUAUUAUUGAAUUCUAAUUUCAAAAAAAGCUUUGGAGUUAUUUAUCACAAUUUAUUUCCUCAACCUGAGAUGUUGAAAAAUUUCCAAACAGAAGAAAUAAUAAUUGUUGUAUUCAAAGAGUUCUUAAGAUUGAAGUACUUUAACCCCACAGCACUAAAUUUAACGUAUAAUGGCAAUUCAUCAAAAUUUUCUAGUGAUGCCUUGCAUUUCAAUUACGAUGAAAAAAGAAGCUGGAAACAUUUAGUCAUAUCGUUCACUUACAUUCAGAUGAAACCUGAAGAGAAAAACGCUAUUAAAAAAUGGGUUUCUGAAAAACAGCAGAUGUAUAACAGUGAAAACAUUGAUCAUAAGUAUCAAACAAAGGAUUUCCCAUUGGAUUUUUCAGAAGAAGAAGCUAAACUAUUUUUGAAUUACUAUGAUACCCCAAGAUGGAAAGUAAAUUACAAAUUCCUUUGUAAAAUGAUCAAUAAUUUGAUAAUGAUUAAUCAAAAAAGUUCAUCAAAUACAUCAAUUAGUGGUGGUGAGUCAUUUACUGAUUUCGAACGAUCUAGCAGAGAAACAGACAUGGAGAUAAACAAAAGGAUUAUAAGCCAGCUGAGUAUCAAAUUCUAUCAAAGAUAAAGAGUGGAUAGUAGAUUAAUCUCAAAAUAUUUAAACAAUAUUAUUAGAUAUAGGUAGAUAUGGUAUAUAGCAUUUGAAAUAAACCCACAAUUGUUUAUAUCUGC